GGUUCCCUAGCUGAGGCGCGUCCGUCCCCCACCAGAAGACCUCACGAAAGCAUCCAGCAUACAACACCAUGGAGAUUGGUAAUGGCCCACUCUUUGUGUGGGGCCUCCUCAUCUCCUCUAUCCUAGCCCAAUCGGCCGCAGCUCAUCCUCUCCGCCACCGGUUCUACUACUUUACCUGCCCGAAUGCCGAACAUAUUGUGGCCGAUGUCGUCCGCGCUGCCGUCCAUGCAGAUGCAGGCCUGCCCGCCGGCCUCAUCCGGCUGUCCUUCCACGACUGUUUUGUCCGAGGCUGCGACGCUUCCAUCUUGCUCGACACCACACCGACGAACGAGGCCAUCGAGAAGGACAGUCCAGCCAAUGCCGGUACCCUCCGAGGCCUCGAGGUCAUUGACAAGGCCAAGGCACGCCUUGAGGACGAGUGCCCUGGCAGAGUCUCCUGCGCUGACAUCCUCGCAUUUGCCGCCCGUGAUGCCGCCGUCCUCGCAGGCCUCCCACACUACAGAGUCCAGUCUGGCCGCCGCGAUGGGCGCACAUCCCUCGCAUCUGAAGUAGGCGACAACCUCCCUUCGCCCUACCACAACGUAACCCAGCUCAUCGACAUGUUUGGUAAGAAGGGCUUCAGUGCCAAUGAGAUGGUCAUACUCUCCGGAGCACACUCCAUUGGCAAGGCAGGGUGCCGCAAUUUUGAGCACCGGAUGCUUAAUUUCAGUGCUGACAAUCCGACAGACCCAAGCCUGGACCCAACCUACGCCUACUACCUAAAGCUCAUGUGCACGCCAUCAGAAACUCUCCCGAACAGCAGCAGGUCGAUGCCACUCGACUCCAUCACCAGCAUGACACUCGACAAUGCCUACUAUGUGGGCGUGCAGAUGGGGCGGGGACUGCUCCAGAGCGACCAGGCACUGAUGACCGACUCAAGGACAAGGAAGAUGGUGAAGUACUUCGCAAGGAAUCCACAUAGCUGGGCGAAUCAGUUUGGGAAGGCGAUGGCAAAGAUCAGCACCCUCGAUGUGCUGACAGAUUCACACAAAGGGGAGGUGAGGACGAACUGUCGGUUCAUCAACUAGCCCGGGAAUUUAAGGUCUGGUGUGGACCGUGAGGUGAAGAAAACAUUUUUACAUAAAGCCCUUUGAAUUCGUAGCUUUAC
Molecule: messenger RNA, 1147 nt
Organism: Magnolia sinica
Lineage: Eukaryota; Viridiplantae; Streptophyta; Magnoliopsida; Magnoliales; Magnoliaceae
Product: peroxidase 5-like
Exons: 2
Coding region: 69-1067 (332 amino acids)
Biological process (GO): response to oxidative stress; hydrogen peroxide catabolic process
Cellular component (GO): plasmodesma; plant-type cell wall
Molecular function (GO): heme binding; peroxidase activity
Source: RefSeq, a predicted model, not a curated record